CGUCGUCUCUACUAUUUCUCAUUUAAGUGCAUUUUUAACUUUAUUGAAAUAAACAACCUUCAAGUCUCCUCAUUUUCAUAUUAAACAGCUUUCAUUGAACACACCUCAAUUUGCAUAAAUUCCAAUAGUUUUCCUAUUUGACAUUUGCAGUAAAUACCAUCAGCCCAGAGAAUGUAAAUUUUGCUUAUUAGCCAUUUAGUGGAAAUGCAUUUUAAAUAAGAAAUUUAGUGAAUUAGUAAAAUAGAUAUAGUUAAAGCAAUAAAUUAAUAUAUUUGCAUAUAGUUACUUUUGAAUUGGUUCGAAUUCAAAGCUAUCGAAGUUGACUAGUAAUUUCACAAGUGUGUGUGUAUUUUCCGCCCAUUCACUUGACUCGGUUGUCGCGGAAUGCAUUUUCUCAAUGUGUGUAUAUUUCUGUAUAGGGCGAUUUGUGAAGUGCUAGGUGUUAAACGAAAACAGCAAUAACAUCAAACGCAACGAACUUGUCGAGCAUUAUUAGAAAUAAGUUGUAUUAGCGGUGAUCAUUACUCAGUUAAGGCAUUGAAAUGGAAUGUGCUGCGCUCACUUAGAUAUUUUACAAUAUAACGAAAUGUAUUUAAACCUACCAUCCUUGAAUUAGUUCCAUACAUAUAUACAUAUGAACAUACGAAAUAAAAAUAAACAAAUUUGUAAAAUAUGAAGGCAUCUUACAAUUUAAAAUAAUUGAUACAAGUAUAAGUCUUUAUAAACACUAACUAAGAAGUGCCUAAAAUGGAUGAACAUACACUGAAUGAUUUAUUGGAGUGCUCUGUGUGUUUGGAACGUUUGGAUACUUCAUCGAAGGUGUUACCCUGCCAACAUACAUUUUGUCGGAAAUGUUUAGAGGUGAUCGUGUCCAGUCGACAAGAGUUGCGUUGUCCGGAAUGUCGUGUGUUAGUUGAGGUAAAAAUAGAUAAUUUACCACCAAACGUACUCUUGAUGCGGAUACUAGAAGGCAUGAAAAAUGCAGCCGCUAUUAAAACACAACAACAGCAAAAAUCGCACACCUCCAAAUCCAGCCCGGAUAUACGAAAUGUCAACGAUUAUGAGCAGCAGCAACAACAACAGACAAUUGAAGCAACCCAAAUCCAACAGCAACAGUUAACGCCGGUCAGUAACAGCAUAAAUGGUGGUGCCCAUCCGCCCCCACAACAGUUUAUACAACAGCGACGAUGUUUGUUGCCACACGCUUAUGCACUUUAUGAUUUCGAAUCAGCUGAACCGUCCGAUUUGCACUUUAAGAAAGGCGAUUUGGUGUUACUUAAGCGUAAAAUCGACAGUAAUUGGUACGUGGGACAGCUUAAUAAUGGCAACGGUUACAUUACGGAGGGUACUUUCCCCAUAAAUCACGUGCAAGUUGUUGUACCGUUGCCAACACCGCAAUGUAUUGCAUUAUAUGAUUUUAAAAUGCCGCCGAAUGAGGAGCAAGGUUGUCUUACAUUUAAAAAAGGUACCGUUAUACAUGUUUUACGGCGCGUGGAUCAUAAUUGGGCUGAGGGUUGCAUUGGCAGUGCAAUUGGUAUAUUUCCAAUAGCCUUUGUUGAAUUGAAUGCACUCGCCAAGCAGGUGCUCGAAGCAACUUACCUAGUUACGAAUAUGUCAACUGCAACAUCGACUGCCACGCCAUCCAUAGAUAUAGCUGCAUUGGCAGCCAAUUAUACUGCAACAGCUAUGGGCAAUGCUAAGCAAACAAUCGCGCACCAGCUACGCAAUCCACCGCCAAUGCCACAAAUCGAUACGAACAAUAGUGAAUCAACGACGUCAUCAGCAUCAGCAUCGAAUUCCUCAUCAAGUGCUACCAGCCCGCAAUCGGUUAGCACCACAACAACAACUACGGCGACAAAUAGCGGCAUAGCAUGCGUCGGCAUCAACAGUGGUGUCAACUCAACAUCGAUGCCCAGCAGUCCGAAUCAGUCACUGCCCGCCUCGCCACAGCAUGAAUGUAGCAAUCUAAAUAUCGUCAGUGGCUCCAGCUCUGUACGUUUUCGUGAUAAACGCGAAAAGCGUCAUUCCUUAAAUGCUCUGCUCUCAGCUGGUAACUUGCACACAGGUUUGGGCACAGGCGCAACGUUAAGCAUACUGCAGUCGAAUCGUCAUUCAGCGGAAAUUUUAAGCGUACCCGCAGAAACAAAUUCGGCAGAUAUUGUGCGGCAUAUUUCGUGCGGCGGUAGUGGCGAAGUACAAGAUGGCAACAAUGCUGCGAACGUGGCGGUGCCGCAAAGCACAAUCGCACGAGAACAACAGCAACAACAAAUGCACACCCAACACAUGCAACAAAAGCAGCAACUGCCGCCACAGCAGUCGCAGCAGCGCGUAAACGUUUUAAAAACCAGUGUUGUCCAACAGCAUAUACCACCAAGUUUACCUUGGGGUUAUCUCGCGCUUUAUCCAUACAAACCACGCAAAAGUGAUGAAUUGGAAUUGAAAAAAGGUUGUGUUUACAUCGUGACAGAGCGCUGUUUGGAUGGUUGGUUCAAGGGUAAAAACUGGCAAGAUAUUACCGGCGUUUUUCCGGGUAACUAUGUGACGCCACUACGUAGCCGCGAUCAACAACAAUUGAUGCAUCAAUGGAAAUAUGUGCCACUGCAGAGCUCACCGCACCUCAAUCAAUCCACAAUAAAAACCGUACCGAAUCUGUUGCCAAUUGUUCAAUCGCCGUCUGCUGUGUCAUCAACAUCACAGCGAAUUCAAAGUCUACAUCAACCGCCCGAUUUACCGCCACGUCAAGUGAGCAGCGCAUUGCCAGUUUCGUCGGUUUGGACAAAACCACUCGGUCAUACGGUUGAGGCAUUUUUCAAUCGUUACAGCAAGACACAUGAUAUCACGAAAGAGCAAAGCGUUAAGGAGAAGGAUAGCGGCAAGCAAAAGGAAAAUAUGCCAAAUGCAGUCGCACCAACAGCUUCUUCCUCCACCACAUCCAGUGCGGUGCAGUUAAUGAAGCGCUUGGCGCACAUCAAAUCACGUUCGAAAUCUCCAAGUAGUGCAAUCGCACGUCAGCAACAGAAAAGUCCACACGCACAAUCCGCACAUGACUCGUCAACAACAACUACAAUCGAUGAUUCAGCCAUUCAUAAUAAGAGCAAAAAUUCCAUAUGCAAUGCCACACAGAAAAGCAACACACAUUUCGCAUCAGCUAAUACACACGCACAAUUGCAUCCAGUACAUGUGCGCUCUGGCUCCUGUCCUAGCCAAUUGUUGCAGAGUCUACCAAAUGACCCCACAGCGCUCGCGGCAACUGCUGCAAAUACGUCUGCAAUGGCACAAAUUCAAGAGAAUAUGCACACGACACAGCAACAUUCUACGCAACAAAAACAUCAACAACAAGCACAAAUGCAACAAAACGCAGCACAAAGUGUGGGCUAUGGAUCACAGCAGUUGAGAGGCCCAAAAGAACGUCCACACCUGCAAAACGCACGCCAAUCUAUGGACAAUGCUACCUUGCGUAGCAUUUAUAAUGCAUCGGUGCCCCAACAACCACAACAACAACAAACACUUUCUAACACACCUAAAGGUGUUGGCGAACAACAACAUCAAAUAAUUCCAACAAAUACAAUAACUACAAAUCACCGCAAAUCACAUAGCUUAGAUGCAGCAGCCGCUUUAUCUAGUACCAGUAACGAUUAUGGCGCUAUCAGCGGUAGCAAUAGUGGGCUGACAGCAUUGCUUGCGCCAUGCAAUAUAACAGCAGCGGCUGUUGCUGCAAGUGCGACCACCAAGUCCACACAGUGCUCACGCGAAAGCCGUUUCAGAUGUGUAGUUCCAUAUCCACCUAAUAGUGAAAUAGAGCUGGAAUUACAAGUAGGCGAUAUAAUUUAUGUGCAACGUCGUCAAAAAAAUGGUUGGUACAAAGGCACGCAUGCGCGCACCAAUAAGACAGGUCUGUUUCCAGCAUCAUUCGUUGAGCCAGAUAUAUAAAUCAGCAAAAGGAGAACGGGAAUAUAAUUGGGAAUCUCAAAUAAGUCAAAGUUAUCAACGAAAUGUCACUAAGUUUGUUUUUCGUUAUAUUGUUGCACAAUACGUUAGAAAGUAAUUACGGUAGUUUAGAAAGUUUAAAGUUAACACACCCAAUGUUCGAUUAUGCAUUCACAGCCAAUAUGCAAAUUUUAAAGAUAAGUUUUGUGAAGGCAAUCAAAAUCUUUAAUCACUUCAUUGAAAUUUUAUAAUCGAUACGUAAUAAUCGAUUGCAGUAAUUUCUUUUCAUUUAGUUUUAUCAUUAUUUUAAGAUUUUUAAUCAUUUUUUUUUUAUUUUAUUUAUUUUUUUUAAUUUAAUGUUUUUUUUUUUUUUAUUUUUUUUAAUUUAAUAUUUUUUUAAUUAAUUUUUUAUUUAGUUAUUUUAUUUUUUUUUAAUUUUUAUUCUUAAUUUUUAUUUUAUUAUUAUUUUUUUAUUUAUUUUUUCUAUUUCUUUAUUUAUUAUUUUUUUGCCAUUUCAUAGUUUUAUUAUUUUUUUAAGAUUUUUAUUAAUUUUUUUUAUUUAUUUAAUUAUUAUAUUUUUUUUAAUUUAAUUUUUUUAGUUAUUUAAUUUUUAUUUAUUUAUUUUUUUUUUUAUUAUUAAUUUUUUAUUUUAUUAUUAUUUUUUAAUUUUUUUUUUAUUUCUGUAUUUAUUACUUUUUUUUUGUCAUUUACUUUUUAUUACAUUUUUAUUUUUUUUUAAUAUUUAUAUAUAUAUUUUUAAUUAUUUCUUAGUCUAUCCCAGUAUAUCGCAAGAAUAUUGAUUGCUAGAAUGUACAAGCUAUACAUACAUACAUAUACUUAUACAAGCAUAUAUAUUUUUAUUAAAUUUCGUUAAAAAUUAGCAAUUAAUCGCUGGUCGAUGACCACAGAUUUCUUUAUAGUUUUACCUAUUGUUGAAAACAAAAUUUUUUGAAACUUUGUGAAAGUUAAUUAUUAAAUUACAAUAAAAAAUACAUACAUGUAUAAACAUAAAGGUAGGGUGACUAACUGAGUAAUUGAGCUAAUUAUAAUAAGUUCUAAUUUUCUGUUUGUAAAAGACAUACACGCGUUCUUCUGAUGUUGUUGGUUUUUAGUCAAUGGGGCGAGCUAUUUUUUUUUUUUUUGUUUUAGUAGUAGAAGUAAUUGAUGUAUGAAGGCGAAUUAAAGAUCUAAACAAACUAUUUACUAUAAAAUUAGUUUCAUAUUUUUGAUCAAAUAUUGUAAACAAAAAUACUUUUCUUGUAACCUAAAAGAAAGUUAAAUAGCUUAUAAAUAAUUAUAUAUUAUAUGCAUAAGUAACUAACGAAUCUGCUUAGUAUAACUAAUUUAAUACGCAUAUUUUUGAAAAGCAUAGUACAUAUAAAAAAAACUAAGUACAUUUACUAGAUGUUAGGUUAUGGUUGUCCACAUUACACAUUAAUAAUGAAUUCGCACAAUUUUUGUUAUACAAUACAUAAAUAUAAAUUUAAAUAAAAUGUAAGUUAAAUACUUUUAAACGAAAGAUGAUUUAAGCAAUAAUUUGAAAAGGCAAAUCACAGCUCCUUUAAUUCUCGAGCAUAUUUCGCCUAACACAAUGUGAACAAACAGUUUUGUACUUUAAAGAAGUAACACUCUCGAAUCAGAAAGUAUCCUGCCAUUUUUUAUACUUUUUUACUAUGUAAUUUUAUACAAACUAAUACAUGCAUUCAUACAUAUGUAUAUAUAUAUAUAGAUACGAAUGCAAAUGUUUUUACACCAUGUAUAAACUUAAAUUACAACUUUUAAGUAAAAUAGUUAAUUAGAACUUUUAUUACCAAUUUUCCUUAUGUAGGAAAAAUAAAAGAUUUACUAACAACCAA
This is a messenger RNA of Bactrocera oleae (olive fruit fly), 5783 nucleotides long. RefSeq names its product Plenty of SH3s (gene POSH). The record is from RefSeq and is a predicted model, not a curated record. Gene Ontology annotation, molecular function: protein binding; metal ion binding. NCBI's taxonomy places the organism in Eukaryota, Metazoa, Arthropoda, Insecta, Diptera, Tephritidae.